AUGAAACCCGCUGACAUCGUGACCGAUAGCAUUGCUACCGUUCCUCCUCAGAUUACGGUAGUUGAUGAUAAUGACGAUGAUGAUGUUGGUGAUGGUGAUGAUGUUGGUGAUGAUGAUGGUAGUGAUAGUGAUGGUGAUGGUGGUGAUGGGGAUGGUGGUAGUCAUCGUCAUAGCAAUGAUUAUAUUAGUG
Molecule: messenger RNA, 190 nt
Organism: Acanthocheilonema viteae
Lineage: Eukaryota; Metazoa; Nematoda; Chromadorea; Rhabditida; Onchocercidae
Source: the annotation of a GenBank genome assembly